AUGGUCGUCGACACUACAUAUUACGAUGCACUCCAGGUGCCCCCCACUGCCACCGAACUUGAGAUCAAGAAAGCCUACCGCAAGCUCGCCAUAAAACUUCACCCAGACAAGAACCCAGGAGACGAAACAGCACACGAGAAGUUUCAAGCUAUUGGCGAAGCAUACCAAGUGCUCAGCGACGAGACGCUGCGAAAGCAAUAUGACAAGUUUGGAAAGGAGAGUGCGGUACCCAGCAGUGGGUUUGAGGACCCCGCCGAGUUCUUUACCAUGAUCUUUGGUGGAGAAGCAUUCGUGGACUGGAUCGGAGAGAUUUCGCUCAUGAAGGACCUCACAAAGACCAUGGAGAUCUCCAUGCGUGAGAUGGAGGAGGAAGAGGCCGCAAAGGCUGAGGCCGAAGCAGCCGAAGCACCUACUGCCGGUCCCUCAACCGCAACACCCGGAGCACCCCAAGCAGCAGGACCCUCGGACGCCGCCAAAGCAAAGGAGGCAGAAGCCGCCGCCGAAGCAGCUGCAAAUGCUCAUAAUUCAUCUGAGGCACCACCGCCUCCCUACAGCGAGUCAUCCGCACCACCUCCGGCCCCAUCCGUCGAAACUCCAGCAGGAGGAGCCGCCGAACCACUCAAGCCCACUCCCCCCGUCUCUGGCACAAGCACACCCCGCGGCAUCCCCAUCCGCGCUGCCAUCAUGGACAAGUCGGAAGAAGACGCCCGUCUCGAGGCCGCGGGCGUGACUGACGCUGAGAAGGAGCUCCGCGAGAAGCAAAAGAAGAAGGGUGGACUCACAAAGGAGCAGCGCGAGGAGCUCGCCGCCUACGAGAUGGAGCGUAAGAAGAUCCGCGACGAGCGCGUGAACACCCUCGCCAGGAAACUCAUCGACCGCAUAUCAGUCUGGACCGAGACGGACAAGGGCAAAGACGUCACGGCCGCCUUCCGCGAGAAGACACGCCUCGAGAUCGAAAAUCUCAAGAUGGAGUCGUUCGGUCUCGAGAUCAUGCACGCCAUCGGCGCGACCUAUCUGCAGAAAGCGACCUCCUUCAUCAAGUCGCAGAAGUUCCUCGGCAUCUCCGGUUUCUUCUCCCGUGUCAAGGACAAGGGCACGCUCGUCAAGGAGACGUGGAACACGAUGUCUGCAGCCAUCGACGCACAGAUGACGAUGGAGGAGAUGGCCAAGCUCGAGGAGAAGGGCGGCGAGGACUGGACGGACGAGAAGAAGGCGGAGUACGAGAAGAAGGUCACAGGCAAGAUCCUCGCCGCCGCAUGGCGGGGAAGCAAGUUCGAGAUCCAGAGCGUGCUCAGGGACGUCUGCGACCAGGUGCUCAACGACAAGAAGGUCAAGCUGGAGAAGCGGAUCGAGCGGGCGCAUGCUCUGGUCAUCAUUGGCGAGAUGUUCCAAAAGGCCGAGCGCGACCCCGAAGAAGAAGGCGACUUCAUGGCCUUCGAGCAACUGAUGGCCGAAGCCGCCGCCAAGAAGGAAUCGAAACCAGACAAGAAGCACCGUUCGUACCACCACCACGGAAAGAAGGAGAAGGACGAAUCCGAAGCGACCGCUAGCUAG
Messenger RNA from Aaosphaeria arxii CBS 175.79, 1554 nucleotides. Its product is annotated as DnaJ-domain-containing protein. The record is from RefSeq and is a predicted model, not a curated record. NCBI's taxonomy places the organism in Eukaryota, Fungi, Ascomycota, Dothideomycetes, Pleosporales. Gene Ontology annotation, biological process: protein import into peroxisome matrix. The transcript has 6 exons. Gene Ontology annotation, cellular component: cytosol. Bases 1 to 1554 code for a protein of 517 amino acids.